AUGGACGCAGCUGCUACUGUUCAGCUGGUCUCCGGCGGAAUCAAUUCACUGAAACGGACCACGAGGCGGCACCGUCUCACCUCAAUUAGUUAUCAGCAGCGGAAUCAACGAUUAUGGCGGGGAAUUAAUACGCGCAGCGGCGUCGUGCGAGCAAUCGCGACUGAGCCAAGGCCGGCUGGUACAACUAAGCCGUCCGAUUCUAAAGCUUCGACUUCUUCGCCGCCGAAUUCCGUUAAUGGAUAUAAAUCAUCUGCGGCCUCGUCGUCCAGGAAAGUUAACGGUAACGGCAACGGAAGCUACACUAGAAUGCAAGAAGUUUCUGACGAGAUCAAACGAGUGAGGGCACAAAUGGAGGAAAACGAGCAACUGUCAGUGUUAAUGAGAGGGCUUCGAGGUCAAAAUUUGAAGGAUUCAUUGUUUGCUGAUGACAAUAUCAAGCUCAAACUGGUCGAGGUAGACGAAAGCAGUGAGGGAUUACCUUUGGUGUAUAAUCCUGCUAGCAUCUCUGCAUAUUGGGGAAAACGACCAAGAGCUGUAGCGACAAGAAUUGUCCAGUUGCUAUCUGUAGCUGGAGGUUUUCUAUCUCGUAUAGCUGCGGAUAUAAUACAGGACAAGGUCAAGGAGAAUGAAGUCGCUCGAGCUAUUGAGCUAAGAGAGAUUGUGACCUCUUUGGGACCUGCAUACAUAAAGCUUGGACAGGCAUUGAGCAUCCGGCCAGAUGUAUUAUCCCCUGCUGCAAUGGUUGAGCUUCAAAAGCUUUGUGACAAGGUUCCAUCGUUUCCCGAUGACGUCGCAAUGGCACUUUUAGAGGAGGAGCUUGGACAGCCUUGGUAUAACAUAUAUUCUGAACUUUCUUCAUCUCCAAUUGCUGCUGCAUCUCUUGGACAAGUGUACAAAGGCCGGCUUAAAGAGAAUGGGGAUCGGGUUGCUGUAAAAGUACAGAGGCCUUUUGUUCUUGAAACUGUUACUGUUGAUUUAUUUAUUAUCAGAAAUUUGGGCUUGGUUCUUCGAAAAUUUCCCCAGAUAUCUGUUGAUGUGGUAGGAUUAGUUGAUGAAUGGGCUGCACGUUUUUUUGAAGAACUGGAUUAUGUUAAUGAGGGAGAAAAUGGAACGAUAUUUGCUGAGAUGAUGAAGAAGGAUCUUCCGCAGGUGGUUGUGCCUAAGACAUACCAAAAGUAUACAUCGAGAAAGGUUCUUACCACACAAUGGAUUGACGGAGAGAAGCUUUCGCAAAGUACGGCAAGUGAUGUUGGGGAACUGGUUAAUGUGGGGGUGAUAUGUUACCUUAAGCAGUUGCUUGAUACUGGUUUCUUCCAUGCUGAUCCUCAUCCAGGAAAUCUGAUUCGUACUCCAGAUGGGAAAUUAGCAAUACUUGAUUUUGGCUUAGUUACAAAGCUUAAAGAUGAUCAAAAGUAUGGUAUGAUAGAAGCUAUAGCUCACCUUAUUCAUCGAGACUAUUCUGCUAUUGUCAAAGACUUCGUCAAACUUGAGUUCAUUCCAGAAGGUGUAAAUUUGGAACCUAUCUUACCUGUGCUGGCGAAGGUCUUUGAUCAGGCAUUGGAGGGUGGUGGAGCAAAAAAUAUUAAUUUUCAGGAGCUGGCUUCAGAUUUGGCCCAAAUUACAUUUGAUUAUCCAUUUAGAAUUCCCCCUUAUUUUGCUCUUAUUAUUAGAGCAAUAGGUGUGCUGGAGGGCAUAGCUUUGGUGGGAAAUCCAGAAUUCGCCAUUGUUGAUGAAGCUUACCCAUACAUAGCACAGAGGCUCCUGACUGAUGAAUCUCCACGUCUACGGAGUGCUUUACGCUACACAAUAUAUGGGAAAUCUGGUGUUUUCGAUGCUGAACGAUUCAUUGAUGUCAUGCAAGCCUUCGAGAAUUUCAUUACAGCGGCUAAAAGUGGUGGAGGAGAGAGUUUAAGUGGGAGAAUGGCAGAACUUGGUGUUCUACAAACUCAAACUAGCUAUAUGCUACCUGGAAUUCCAGCUAGAAUCGCUCAAUCUCAGCAGCCAGUUCAAACUAGAGCUGCGCUAGCAUUUUUGCUGUCUGACAAGGGCAACUUUUUCCGAGAAUUUCUCUUAGAUGAGAUUGUGAAAGGAAUUGAUGCAGUUACAAGGGAACAGUUGGUGCGGAUAAUGGCAAUCAUUGGCUUUCCAAAUGUAUCUCCCACGUUUAGCAUGGUUCCUAAUCUGGGGCCUUUUAAGCCAGCUGCACUUCUACCAACUAUAACUGAGGAAGACAAGGUCAUAUUAAACAAUGUCGAAAAAAUUAUUGGAUUCUUAACUGCUGGAAGUAUAGCAUCAUCCAAUAAGGGUGUGGAUGUUCCUCGAGUUAUCCAGGAGCUACUUCCUAUCUUACCGGGUCUCUCUGCCACAGUUCUCCCUGAGGUACUUAGUAGGCUAUCCUCAAGGGUUAUGGCACGAAUAAUUCGAGAUACACUUUUGUGA
This is a messenger RNA of Oldenlandia corymbosa var. corymbosa, 2439 nucleotides long. The record is from the annotation of a GenBank genome assembly. Lineage: Eukaryota; Viridiplantae; Streptophyta; Magnoliopsida; Gentianales; Rubiaceae.